AUGUCACAUCUGAGGCCAACUUCAGAUCCUGAGAUAUGGAAGAAAGGACCAGUAUUUGGAAUGGCAGGGGUUCAUGCAGAUGGAAUGGAUGUUUUGAAGGUCAGGGAAGUCGCAAAGGAGGCAAUUGAAAGAGCCAGAAGAGGAGAUGGACCAACUUUGGUGGAAUGUGAGACCUAUAGAUUUAGAGGUCACUCAUUGGCUGAUCUUGAUGAGCUUAGUGAUCCUGCUGAGAAAGCACGCUAUGCUGCUAGGGAUCCGAUAUCUGCAUUGAAAAAAUACAUGAUUGAGAACAAAUUAGCAAAUGAACAAGAAUUAAAGAGCAUAGAGAAAAAGAUUGAUGAGGUCCUUGAUGAUGCUGUUGAGUAUUUAGAUGAGACAAUUAAAGGAAGGAGUUGGUCACAUCAACAUGAGCUUCACCGGUAA
This is a messenger RNA of Arachis stenosperma, 423 nucleotides long. Its product is annotated as pyruvate dehydrogenase E1 component subunit alpha-3, chloroplastic-like. The coding region runs from base 1 to 423 and encodes 140 amino acids. Gene Ontology annotation, molecular function: oxidoreductase activity, acting on the aldehyde or oxo group of donors, disulfide as acceptor. The transcript has 2 exons. The record is from RefSeq and is a predicted model, not a curated record. Lineage: Eukaryota; Viridiplantae; Streptophyta; Magnoliopsida; Fabales; Fabaceae.